Sardina pilchardus (European sardine) is the source of this 1347-nucleotide messenger RNA. RefSeq names its product transmembrane protein 198-like. The transcript is spliced from 5 exons. Lineage: Eukaryota; Metazoa; Chordata; Actinopteri; Clupeiformes; Clupeidae. Gene Ontology annotation, cellular component: plasma membrane. Bases 190 to 1242 code for a protein of 350 amino acids. The record is from RefSeq and is a predicted model, not a curated record.
CGAAAAGAAGUUUUCUCUUCGCUGGGUCUGGUGAUUGACGGCUCCUGACAUCCCGCCUCCUCCUCCUUAAGCACCCUGGAGGGAACCUAAGGAACUGACCUGAGGAACUCAGGAGAACUUCCGACAGAGAACCUCCUAAAAUGGAGGCCGUCUCCCUCUGAGUGACCUCCGACCUGUGACCUCAUCAUCAUGGCGGACGCCUCGUCCAUGUUCGUGACGGAGACGGCUCGCCCCCUGCUGGUGGACCUGGACCCCUGCGCCCUCCAGCUGAGAGCCGACAUCCAGCUGCUGCCCGCGCUCACCAGCGCCACCCUGUGUCUGCUGGGGGUACUCUACUGCUUCUGGGGUUAUCGGUGUUUUAAGCUGGUGAUGUUUGUGUCUGGGUUCGGGCUGAGUGUGUGUGUGUCCUACCCGCUGUGUAAGCUGCUGGCGCCAGAGCUGCGUCUGGAGGCGUACUGGGGCAUCUGCCUGGGCGUGGCGCUGCUGGUCGGCACGGUGACGGCGCUGGUGCGUAGCGCGGCGCUAUUCCUGAGCGGCCUGCAGCUGGGCCUGCUGCUCUCUGGCGCCGCCCUGCUGGUGGCGGGCCAGUACUGCGCCCUCAGCCCGCUCUGGCUGCCGCUGGGCGUCGCCGUGGGAACCGCCGCCUCCACCGCCGUGCUCACGCUCUUCUGGCAGAAGCCGAUGGUGCUGUUGUCCACGGCGACGCUCGGCGCUGCCAUGGUGACGCUAGGGGUGGACGUCGGGGUGGAGGUUCGGACGCUGCCGAUGCGAGCGCUGGACGGAGUGCUGUGGGCGUGGCCGGAGGAGGAAGUGGUCAGGGCGGAGCCGCACCUGAUGUGCUGGUACACCUGGGUGAUGCUGGGGGUGUGGCCUGCCCUCGCCGUGCUGGGCGUCAUCGUGCAGUGGAGGCUCACGGCUUACAAAUACACACACAUGGACGUGUUUGGGAGCCACCGCCAGAAGCAGGUCCCCCUCAUGCAUAUCAGACAGAGAGAAGCUCGCCGACGAUCCCAAGGAGUUUACAGGAAACGACGACCACCACCACUCAAACGCUACGCAGGAGACACACUGGCACCAAGUUACCUGCGUAGCCUGCAGGAGCGUCAGAGUGGGACUGGUUCGUCUCAGAGCAGCCUGAGCACCUCACACACACACCACACCAUGAUCGACUUCGACUUCGAGACCGGCUCCAUGGUGCCGCUCACUUCACCCUCGUCCUCCACCUCCACGCUACGCAUCUGACACACACACACACACUGAUUGAGAUUGCCUUGUGUUUCCUACUUAUACUCCCAACACACCUCAAGCCUCCAGUCUGGUCGAUGAAGCUCUGGACCCCACUGUGUG